AGGGAGCAGCUUAGUAUCCUUAGAGUGUUCUGGACUGGACAGCGCUGUUGUCACAGCUGUAAUCUGCUGCCCGGUCUGCAGGCAAGGGGACGCUCUGUGGUCAAAAGUAUUGCUGCUUGUGUGGGUACACACAGCUUUUUUACUCGGAUAGUGUAGCGAGAGAGGCAAACUAUGUGCUGAGCACUGUGUGAGGCUGCAUCUGCCUGCCUGACUACAUGACGGACUGACUGACUGACUGAGCGCCCGCUUGACUCACUCUAGCGCUCUCCAUUGAGAACCCAGCACACGCCAUGAGCACGGAUCUCUACAACCGCCUCCCCUCACAGAGAGGUGAUGAAGAGGCAGUGGUGGACAGAGGAGGCACCCGCUCUAUGCUCAAGGCCAACGUAGAACAGGAAGAACUAGAAGGUCACAAAACACUGUAUAUUGGGGUUCAUGUCCCCCUGGGGCGGAGGACACGCAGACGCCACCGUCACCAUGGCCACAGACACAGGAAGAGGAGCAGAGAGAGAGACUCAGGAGUGGGGGAUGGCCGAGAGUCACCUGCAUAUGACACACCCUCUCAGAGGGUCCAGUUUCUGCUGGGAACUGAGGAUGAUGAUGAAGAACACAUUCCGCAUGACCUUUUUACCGAGCUGGAUGAAAUCUGUCUGCGUGAUGGAGAGGAUUCUGAGUGGAGAGAGACGGCCAGAUGGCUGAAGUUUGAGGAGGAUGUGGAGGAUGGAGGAGAGAGAUGGAGUAAGCCCUAUGUUGCCACACUGACUCUGCACAGCUUGUUUGAACUACGGAGUUGCAUCAUUAAUGGAACCGUGAUGCUCGACAUGAGGGCCAGCUCUCUGGAGGAGAUUGCAGACAUGGUGUUGGACCAACAGGAAGGUCUGGACGAGCUUGGAGAUGAGGUGAGGAAGAAGGUCCGUCAGGCUCUGCUCAAGCAGCACCAUCAUCAGAACCAGAAGAAACUGGCCAACCGCAUUCCAAUAGUUCGCUCCUUCGCUGACAUUGGCAAGAAACAGUCUGAGUCAAACUCCAUGGACAAGAACGGUGGCUCAUCUUUCUGUUCAGCCCUUAAGUCUUCUUUCUGGGGUUCAUUAAACUCUGAUGCGAGGUGCAGGCAGGUGUCUUCCUGCUCUUCAUGCUGGUCUCCGUGUUGCCCUUCCAGAGUGUCCAUCUCCUCUCCACUUCCUGACCCAUCCUCCACCUCCACCCAGUCAGCACCCACGCCCCACCGAGCCCACACACACAGCCCACAGAUCUCCUGUUCUCUGCAGGCAGAGGACUACCCGGACCCAGGCCAGAUGAUCCCUCCACAGCCCUGUGCCCCUGAGCUUAAGCCAGAGGUUAGCAGGGAGAACAGCUCAGUGGAUUUCAGUAAGAUAGAUCUCCACUUCAUGAAGAAGAUCCCUGCUGGUGCUGAGGCCUCAAACAUCCUAGUAGGAGAGCUGGAGUUCCUGGAGAAGCCGGUUGUGGCUUUCAUUCGUCUCUCUCCUGCUGUCCUUCUCAAUGGCCUGGCAGAAGUCCCCAUAACCACCAGGUUCCUCUUCAUUCUUUUGGGGCCUCUUGGUAAAGGACCACAAUAUCAUGAGAUUGGACGAUCCAUUGCAACUCUUAUGACUGAUGAGGUUUUCCAUGACGUUGCAUAUAAAGCCAAGGACCGCAACGAUCUGGUGGCUGGAAUCGACGAGUUCCUCGACCAAGUAACAGUCCUGCCACCUGGAGAAUGGGACCCGUCAAUUAGAAUUGAGCCACCGAAAAAUGUCCCCUCUCAGGAGAAGAGAAAAAUCCCUGCUGUCCCCAAUGGAGAGCUGGCAGAGACUGAGGAACAUGGGGGGCAUGGAGGCCCUGAGCUACAGCGCACCGGGAGGUUGUUUGGAGGUUUUUUCCUGGACAUAAAGCGCAAGGCACCACACUACCUGUCAGACUACACAGACGCCCUGAGCCUGCAGUGCGUGGCCUCCUUCCUCUUCCUCUACUGCGCUUGCAUGUCUCCUGUCAUCACGUUUGGGGGUCUGCUAGGAGAAGCAACAGAAGGACGCAUAAGUGCAAUUGAAUCUCUGUUUGGUGCAUCAAUGACUGGAAUUGCCUACUCGCUGUUUGCUGGCCAGCCCCUUACAAUCCUUGGCAGCACUGGUCCUGUCCUGGUGUUCGAGAAGAUUUUGUUCAAAUUUUGCAAAGAGUAUGGGCUGUCCUAUCUGUCCCUGAGGACAUGCAUUGGCCUGUGGACUGCUUUUCUCUGUAUGUUGCUGGUGGCUACAGAUGCCAGCUCACUCGUUUGCUACAUCACUCGCUUCACGGAGGAGGCCUUCGCCUCCCUCAUUUGCAUUAUUUUUAUCUAUGAGGCUCUGGAGAAGCUGAUCCACCUUGGCGAGACGUAUCCCAUCAACAUGAACAACAACUUAGACAAACUCACCACCUAUUCCUGUGCGUGUAUUGAGCCUGUGAACCCCAGCAAUGCCACUCUGCAGUACUGGGAGCAGAACAAUAUUACAGCAUCAGAGAUCUACUGGGAGGCUCUGGAAGUUGAGGACUGUAUAGAGAAGAAAGGAGUGUUUGUGGGCUCGGCGUGUGGGCCGCACGGACCCUACAUCCCUGAUGUGCUGUUCUGGUCUGUUGUUCUCUUCUUCUCCACUGUGGCCAUGUCUGCUUUCCUUAAAGAGUUCAAGACCAGCCGGUACUUUCCCACCAAGGUAAGAGCGAUCAUCAGUGAUUUUGCUGUGUUUUUCACCAUUCUAACCAUGGUCCUGGUGGACUACGUUUUAGGGGUCCCCUCACCUAAAUUGCAGGUUCCCAGCAAGUUUAAGCCAACGAGAGAUGACCGAGGUUGGUUUAUUAACCCAUUGGGACCAAAUCCAUGGUGGACCUGCAUCAUUACAGUGAUUCCAGCUCUGCUCUGUACCAUCCUGAUCUUCAUGGACCAGCAGAUCACUGCAGUUAUCAUCAACAGGAAGGAGCACAAACUCAAGAAAGGCUGUGGUUACCACCUGGAUCUGUUUGUGGUGGCGGUGAUGCUGGGAGUGUGCUCACUGAUGGGACUGCCGUGGUUCGUGGCGGCUACAGUUCUCUCCAUUUCACACGUGAACAGCCUGAAGCUGGAGUCAGAAAGCUCAGCACCAGGAGAGCAGCCCAAGUUCCUGGGCAUCAGAGAGCAGCGCUUCACAGGCCUCAUGAUAUUCCUCCUUAUGGGCUGCUCCGUCUUCAUGACCUCAGUCCUAAAGUUCAUUCCCAUGCCUGUGCUGUACGGAGUGUUCCUUUACAUGGGAGCAUCUUCACUUCGAGGAAUACAGUUCUUUGACAGAUUGAGGCUGUUUGGGAUGCCUGCUAAACACCAGCCAGACUUUAUCUACCUGAGGCAUGUUCCUCUGCGGAAGGUCCACCUGUUCACCAUCGUCCAGCUUAGCUGCCUCAUCCUCCUGUGGGUCAUUAAAACCUCUCGUGCAGCCAUCGUCUUUCCAAUGAUGGUCCUGGCUCUGGUGUUCAUCCGCAAGCUGCUGGAUUUUUUUUUCACUAAGCGUGAGCUGAGCUGGCUGGAUGACCUCAUGCCAGAAAGUAAGAAGAAGAGGCUGGAGGAUGCAGAGAAAGAGGAGGAGCAAAGUAUUCUGGCAGAGGAAGAAGGAGUGGUACAAGUGCCAUUAGAGGCACACUACAAGGAUGAUCCAUCGUCUGUGAAUAUUACUGAUGAGAUGUCUAAAGCCUCCUUUGGAAACACUUGGAAGACUAUGAAUUCUGACACCUCAAAACAUGAUCCCACCACAAAAAGCUACUGAGUAAUAAAGCCUGUCCAGCAGCAGUGUGAGAAAGGAGCAUCGGAGGAACGAUUCAGAGAAAAGCGCCGACAGAGAGACAAUCCUCUGACCUGUAUCUCCUUCACUGUGGUCUAUAUUACACACACACACACACACACACACACACACACACUUUAUCACAUGCCACAUGUGUCUGCUCCUUCUUGUCUUGUUGUUCCGUGUCUCAGUGUAUGUUCCGUUCUCAGCAGAACUGCAGUAGAAUAGUCCAUAUUUACACUACGGUUGUUUGCAAAAAAGAUUCCUCUUAAUCUUAAAAUUAAGAUGUCUCUUUAUUUCAAUUUACAUUUUCUGUUUCAUAACAUAAAAUAAUACCAGCAGACGAAGGCCAAUGACAAGAAAUGCGCUAGUGUGAAAGUGUGUGUGUGUGUAUGUGUGUUGGAGAAAUCUAGAACCUGUUUUAAAGACGUAAGUAUUUUCUAUGUUUUGUAUUUUUGAAAAGCAUACAGUAUUCAUGUUAUUCUACGAAGCUAACUGCUGUUAUAGAGCUGACAGAAUUAUUAAGAAAGUGUAGUUCUUAUUUCGGUUCAGAACCAGAAGAUUUAUUGUAGAUUCAAUCACUAAAAAACUAUAUUACAGUUGGUUCUGUAUGCAUGCAUUGUUUAGUAUCAUUAUAAAUUCUAUGUCUAUCAGCUUUUAUAAUUUUAAUUGCAAUCUGUAGUAUUUUAUUUGGGUGUUAACUCAGCUUUAAGGCAGUAGAGUACAGGCUAAAUUCAUUAAAUUGCAUUUUUAAAUAAAUCUUUUAUAAUUUAAAAGCAAAAUGUAUAAUGAUGUCAGCUGAGAAUGAUAGUUGUUUAAAAGCUGAUAUAUGAUUUCUGUUGAUCUGUAUGGAGUCUUAUUUUGUAGGCUGUAUGUUGAUGCUGUAACUAUGCCAAAGUCCAAAUCCCUGUUCCUAAUAGCUGGGCAGUGUACAUCGCAGAAUAAGCAUUACAAUAUCAAACAGUACAUUACACACAUCACACAGAAGCUUUAGCAUUCUUUUUUUGCAUCAGUCAGACAUUCUGAAGGGCAUUUUAUUAAAGGUCGUAUUCUACAGCUCAUGGUAUUGCUCAUACUUGAAACCAGCAAACAGUUUGUGGUUGAAUCGGUGUUGAAUUGACACUCCUCUACGUACAUGAUUGCAAUGUUGAUUCAAUGGCGAUUUUUCACUGGAAAGUGUUUAUCAAGGGCAUAAAACAAUGGCCUCUGAGAAUAAAUGCAAUAGUAUUCUAGAAGGGCAAAUAGAUCAUAUAGAAAAUUAUUUUUGGAAGGUUUAUUAUCUAGAUUUUCUUUGUAAAUAAAAUUGCACCUUUUGAGUUCUAACGCCUUCAAGCUUUAUGAUUUUCCUGAAAGAAUGAUAGUCCUUUAUAAAAUCUCAUGUUGAUAUGAUUCGUCUUGUUUUGAUCUUAGGAGUUGUGGAAUAAAGUCUACAGUGUGAAGGUUUGGACUUUAGGCCUGUAUGACAUUUUCUUUUUCCAACCAAUGUUUCUUCAUUCAUUAAAAUGUAUUACUUAUAUUUCAAAUGGCACUUUGAAAUUCUACGUCCAUGCUCUUUUAAUGUUACUGUUUCUGUUUAAUGAACGUGUGUCUAAUAAAUACAUUUAAUCUCUGGA
Molecule: messenger RNA, 5389 nt
Organism: Astyanax mexicanus (Mexican tetra)
Lineage: Eukaryota; Metazoa; Chordata; Actinopteri; Characiformes; Acestrorhamphidae
Gene: slc4a10b
Product: solute carrier family 4 member 10b
Exons: 27
Coding region: 291-3761 (1156 amino acids)
Biological process (GO): monoatomic anion transport; transmembrane transport; regulation of intracellular pH
Cellular component (GO): plasma membrane; basolateral plasma membrane
Molecular function (GO): monoatomic anion transmembrane transporter activity; sodium:bicarbonate symporter activity; solute:inorganic anion antiporter activity
Source: RefSeq, a predicted model, not a curated record